This is a messenger RNA of Dendrobium catenatum, 1563 nucleotides long. RefSeq names its product NAC domain-containing protein 43. Gene Ontology annotation, molecular function: DNA binding. The record is from RefSeq and is a predicted model, not a curated record. Lineage: Eukaryota; Viridiplantae; Streptophyta; Magnoliopsida; Asparagales; Orchidaceae. Bases 238 to 1371 code for a protein of 377 amino acids. The transcript is spliced from 3 exons. Gene Ontology annotation, biological process: regulation of DNA-templated transcription.
AAACGAUAAACAUUUCUCAUUAUUUAUAUUCUCCACCUCUUCGUUUAAUUUUAACAACAAUAUAAAUACGAGCCUUCUCCUUCCUCCACUCUCACCCCCACCACACUCACCUUUAAUCCCCUCCCUCCCACCUUAAUCAUUCUCCAUUCAAUUAUAAUUGUCCUUCCUCUCAUUCCACCUUUCAUCCCUGCUAAUUAUUCAUCUUCGAUCAACAAGGUGGCGCUCAGGGAGGCCCCAAUGAGCAUCUCCGUCAACGGCCAGUCAUGCGUACCUCCGGGCUUCCGCUUCCACCCAACUGAGGAGGAGCUCCUCAGCUACUACCUCAGAAAAAAGGUCGCCUGUGAGAAGAUCGAUCUCGACGUCAUCCGUGACGUCGAUCUCAAUAAACUCGAGCCAUGGGACAUUCAAGAGAAGUGCAGAAUUGGAUCCACGCCACAGAAUGACUGGUACUUCUUCAGCCACAAAGAUAAGAAGUACCCAACCGGCACAAGAACCAACCGCGCCACCGCUGCCGGAUUCUGGAAAGCCACCGGCCGCGACAAAGUCAUCUAUGCCAGCUUCAAACGAAUCGGCAUGAGGAAGACGCUUGUCUUCUACAAGGGCAGAGCGCCUCAUGGCCAGAAAUCUGACUGGAUCAUGCACGAAUACCGCCUCGAAGAACAUUCUGAUAAUUCCAACUCUCUCUCCAACAUUUCGAGCGCUAUAGGAGAUUCUCUAACGCAAGAGGAAGGAUGGGUUGUCUGUAGAGUCUUCAAGAAAAAGAGCCUCAACAAAAUAUUGGAUAGCUCAAAUAACAAUUAUUCAUCUUCAUUCACUACUGAUCCCAAAUCUCCUCUUCUUCAUACAAACAGCGAGAGUGCGCUCGACCAAAUAUUUCAAUACAUGGGGAGAUCCUGCAAACAGGAGAGGGAGGUCAUGAGCACCAUCAACACAAGCAAAAUAAGCAGUAGGUAUCUCCGCCCCAUCGACACCAUUCUCGGAGCCACCGCUAACCUUCACGAACACUUUCUAAAGCUGCCAGCACUGGAGAGCCCAACGACGGUGACGCCGAUCUCGGCAGGUGAUUACCCUUCCCUUCUCGGAACUGAUCAUUCUUGCAAUAGCUACCAUGCAGAGGUCGUCAACAUGCAGCCCUCGCCUUUCCACCACGAUCCCGGCCUCAGCGACUGGGCUGCCCUCGACCGGCUUGUCGCUUCACACCUUAACGGCGAUGACGCUAAUGCCUUCUCCUUUUACCCAUCCGCCACUGGAAGACUUCUCGGAAGCUGCUCCGGCGGCGGAGAAGGAGAGGGAGAUCUUUGGAGCUUCACGCAGUCAGCUGCGUCGUCGGCCUCCGACCACGUCAGCCAUGUAUCACAUGCUUCUAUUUAAUGAAAGCUCUUCCAACGUACCGAACCGAAGGUAUUGGAUAAUUAGAAUUGGGAGACUGAAAGAUUUCUAAAUUGGAACAGUACUACUACUUAAUAUUUUAUUAAACAGUGUGUAUUAAUGAAAGAAGUGGAUGGAUCGACGCGAUCUUUGUCCUUCACUGAUUAUACAUAAAUAAAAAAAUGGUUUUUGAGA